AAACAUUUGAUUUAUUAAUAUAUUCAGUUUUGCUGAUUUUUAUUUUUAUUUUAUGAAUAAAUGUGCAUAAUACAGUAGUCCCAUGUUCUCCAUUGGGUACAGAGGAGCAGUGACGUGUGGAGGUCGGACUUCAGACUUCUUCAUGGAAAAGUCACAGCUUUUCCUUAAAAUACCUCCAGCAAGCCUCUCAAACACAAGUGCAGUGAAGAAAAGGAUUUCUUCCACAUUUUAAGAGCUGCAACUAUCUCAUUUCCUUACAAAACACAGACAAAACCAGGCAGGGAUCUGAUUAAAAGACAGCAAUGUUACCAUCAACUCGAUGGCAUGAUCAAAAAGAAGAAUUAGAAACAACCAAGGAAGAAAUAACUGCAUCCAGUUCCUCCACCGAACCCCAAACACUAGGGUUUGAAUGGGAUCAUUUUAAGAAGGAUUAUGUUGAGAAUCCUACUGAGACAGACAUCGUGGCAUCAAGUGAAGCUGCUAUGCUUCUGACUAAUGAUGAUGAAGAAGGUUUAUUGGACUGGUGGAGAAAUGUGGACGGUUGGAAUGAAUGGAAUGCGGCAACAAACUUUGUGGGAGAUGCUGCUGAGCAAGCCAUAGAAGCCGCUGCUGAUCGUGUCUACAAAGCUGCCCGUCUCUUCGUUUAUUUAUUCAAAAAGCGAGAGGCAUCCUUGUAUAUGCGAGUCGUUGAGUUGCUGGCAGCUGCUGAUGCUGCCGACAACUUCCAUAAGAAAACCGUUACUGCUAGCAUUGGAGGAGGAGUGGCUAGCAUUGCCGGUGGCAUAACCACAAUCACAGGACUUGCACUGGCACCUAUCACUUUCGGUUCAUCGCUUAUUGUAUCAGCAGUGGGCAUUAGCAUGGCAACAGCGGGGGGUCUUACGACAGCAUCUGCCAACAUCACAGACACAGUGCACUCAAGGACAGAUCGGGCCAAAGUGGAGCAGAUCAUCCUCGCCUACCAGGAGGAGAUAAAGGACAUUAGAGAAUGCCUUGAAUUCUUGCAGACAGGUAUGGAGACUCUGGAAGAGUGCAGCUUCCAGGAGUACAUGGAAAGCAUCUCUAAGCGCGCUAUGAACAGGAAUGUGAAGCAUGUGAUGAAGGAGACUGGCCGUGCUGGCAAAGCAUUACUUAUCAGUGCUGAGAGCCUGGCAAGCACUGUGCAAGUGCUCACUACUGCUGGUGGGGUUGCCAAAGUUACUCAGGUCCUCAGUGUCACUGGGGGUGUCAUGUCCGGCCUAUUCCUCGCCCUUGAUGUUUUCUUUUUAGCCAGGGACUCUAGGGAUCUGCACAAAGGGGCCAAGACAAAGUUUGCAGCCAAAAUUAGGGACGUGUGCAAAGAGCUGCUGGAUGGCCUUAUUGAGCUAAAGAGGAUUAAAGAAGAGCUGCAGGCCAUUAUGAGUAAUGCAGAGGAAGAGGAGCAAGAAGAAGAGGAAGAUGUUGAAGAUGAAGAAGAGGAUAGCAAGAAACAAAUUCAAUAAUGACUAAUGAGCACAGAAGUGCAGCGGGUAAUGAAAUAAAGAACAAGUUUCGAUUCUUACUAUUAAUUAAUACGUAUCGGAGAGGGGGGGAGGGGGGAUGGAAAACUGUAAAGCACAGACAACUUUAGGUACUGUUUGUUAAGUAUCAGACAAAUACUAAACUAAUUUAUUUCUUCUAAAGUCAAAUACUUUGUUGCUGCUGAAGUGGCUAAUGUAUGUUUUAGGGCAAAAAUGUUGUCAAUGGUCUGUUACAUUAAAUGUAGCAAAACCACA
Silurus meridionalis is the source of this 1754-nucleotide messenger RNA. Its product is annotated as apolipoprotein L6-like. The transcript has 9 exons. Lineage: Eukaryota; Metazoa; Chordata; Actinopteri; Siluriformes; Siluridae. Gene Ontology annotation, biological process: lipoprotein metabolic process; lipid transport. Gene Ontology annotation, molecular function: lipid binding. Gene Ontology annotation, cellular component: extracellular region; membrane. Bases 303 to 1481 code for a protein of 392 amino acids. The record is from RefSeq and is a predicted model, not a curated record.